Molecule: messenger RNA, 1656 nt
Organism: Cutaneotrichosporon oleaginosum
Lineage: Eukaryota; Fungi; Basidiomycota; Tremellomycetes; Trichosporonales; Trichosporonaceae
Biological process (GO): positive regulation of transcription by RNA polymerase II
Cellular component (GO): nucleus
Molecular function (GO): transcription cis-regulatory region binding; zinc ion binding; DNA-binding transcription factor activity, RNA polymerase II-specific
Source: RefSeq, a predicted model, not a curated record
AUGCCAUUCGACGAGCACGCCGAAACGGCGUCGCAAGCCAAGCGCCGCCGCAUGCGCUUCUCCCGCUCCCGCUUCGGCUGCGACGCCUGCAGGCACCACAAGAAGAAGUGCGACGAGACGCGCCCCGUCUGCGGCCGGUGUAAUGCCCUCCGCAAGGUCUGUGCUUACAGCGGCCCACAAUCCGGGCGGCCGGCCGGAGACACGCCGCCCGUGUCAUCGGCGCUAUCGAGCCCGCCCGUUCCCAUCCCCAGUCUUCCCAGUCUCUCCAACCUCUCGCCCGCACUCACCAGUCUUCCGGACCUCCCCAUCGUGCCGCGCGUCGCCGUGCCUGCACCCGCGACGUCGACAGGACCCCCCGAAGACGCGGCCGCCGCAUUAGCCGAAUAUGUCGACGACUCGUUCCUCCGCGCGUUCUCGUUCGCGACUGACGUCGCCGUGCCGCCGUGGACGCCACCGGACGCGACCCCGCCCGGCUCAGAGUUCGAGUCGUUCUGGAACGCCCUGAUCGGCUCGGCCGGCAGCGACGACCCGCGGUCAACGGACCGCACGCUGAUCGAGUACUACCGUCUCGUGGUGUCGCCCACAAUCUUGGGAAUAGAGGAUGGACCGAACUGCGCGAGCCAGUUCUACAAGGGCGUCGCGUCCACUGCGACCGAGGACGACCAAGCCGCCAUGAUGCAUGCCGUGCUCGCCGUGAGCGCGCAACACUUGUCGAACUUUGCGCGUGCGUUCAACAACGUCGACAAGGCGAUGAGCUUCAACGAGCAGGCGGCGCACCACCGCUCCGAGGCGCUGUACUUGCUGCGCGUGAGCGGAAGCGUCGCCGACGAUAACUCAAACGAAGCGCUGCUCCCCAGCGUCACACUACUCCUUACACUCAGCGCGCUGCUCAAAGGCGACCCAGACAUCAUCCCUGCUUUUCUCGAGCAGACGCAGAUGUACCUCGACGCCAUCAAGCAUCCAUCUCCUGCCCCACAUCUGCCAACCAUUUCUGCAAUCUAUUCAAUAUACCGAGUCCUGCAAGCCGUUGCGUCCAGUGAACAGCUCGAUCUUGCACUUGUAUUCCAACAACACGACCCGCACGAGACGUGGCUGCGCGUGGCCGACGAGACCGUCGAGCGGCUCGUGGGCAUCCCGCGCGAAAUGCUUGUCCUCUUUGGGCGCGUCAACAACCUGGUGCUGGAAUGGCGUGCGCUCGACGACGCGCUCGCACGCAUAGAGCUACGCUCGCAAGCCUCGAUGAUCCAGCACGACCUCGAAGACGAGGGCAUCUGGGCGGCGCGCUGGGCCGCGUCUGACCCACGCAUCAGCGCCGGGCUCGAGUUCUUCCGCGCGGCACUGCGCAUCAUGAUCAUGCGCGACGUAAUCGGCCUGCCUGCCACACAUCCGCGCGUGGAGCGGUGCGUGGGCUCGCUGCUCGCCGCGAUUCCCCGUGUGCGCACAGGCACAGAGAUCGGGCUCAUCGUCGCGGCUGAGGCACAGCCGCCGCGCCACGACGCGGUCCGCGCGUUUAUCCGCCGCUGUCAGUGGAAGGGCUCGGCGCCGCCACGCAUCGCAGAGGCCGUCGUCCAGGAGGUAUGGGAGGCGCGCGCGGCCGGGCGCAACAUGGACUGGCGCAGCGCCAUGGUCGCGCGCGGCUCGCCGAUGGUUAUUUAG